Messenger RNA from Laccaria bicolor S238N-H82, 1647 nucleotides. RefSeq lists its product as uncharacterized. The transcript is spliced from 6 exons. The annotation marks the transcript as partial. Gene Ontology annotation, cellular component: spliceosomal complex. Gene Ontology annotation, molecular function: pre-mRNA 3'-splice site binding. Gene Ontology annotation, biological process: mRNA splicing, via spliceosome. The record is from RefSeq and is a predicted model, not a curated record. Lineage: Eukaryota; Fungi; Basidiomycota; Agaricomycetes; Agaricales; Hydnangiaceae.
GGAAAACUUUCGCGGGAAGAGUUUAGGCGGCAGAAAGACCUCGACGCCGCCCGAAAAGCUGGGACAGCUCCAGCAGCCCUCGAUGAAGAAGGGCGGCCCAUAAACCCUCAUAUUCCUCAGUAUAUCUCGCAAGCCCCAUGGUACCUUGACACCGGUGCUCCGUCAUUGAAUCAUCAAAGACGACCUGACUACGACGAUUCAUCAAACAAGCUCGACAAUUGGUAUGAUAGAGGGGCGAAAGCUGGUCCCGCCGCGAAGAAAUAUAGAAAAGGCGCAUGCGAGAAUUGCGGUGCGUUGACGCACAAGAAGCAAGAUUGUUUAGAACGGCCAAGGAAGAAAGGCGCAAAGUUCACAAACAAAGACAUCCAGGCAGACGAGAUCAUACAGGAAGUGGCGACGGGAUAUGAUGCAAAACGAGAUCGGUGGAAUGGCUAUGACGCUGCCGAACACAAGCGUGUGUACGAUGAAUACGCCGCUGUUGAGGCAGCAAGGCAAAAGAUGCGAGAGGAAGAGAUUGACAAUCAAACGACAACGGACUUGGCUGCAGUUAGAAAGGUUGCGAAGGCCAGCAAAUCAGACGUGAAGGAGGCAGACGCAGAUUUUGGGUCGAGCGAGGAUGAGGAUGCGGAUGAAGACAAAUAUGCUGAUGCGGCGGACGCUGUUGGACAAAAGUUGGACGCCAAAACUCGAAUAACUGUCCGAAAUCUGCGUAUACGCGAGGACACUGCAAAAUACCUGAUCAACCUGGAUCCAGAGAGUGCUUAUUAUGACCCAAAGACCCGGUCAAUGCGUGAUGCUCCUCUCAAAAACAUUCCUGCAGAAGAGGCGCGUUUUGCUGGCGACAAUUUCUUCCGCUAUUCCGGAGAAGCUCCUGAGGUUCAACAACUUCAGUUAUUUGCCUGGCAAGCGGCUGCACGCGGGAAUGACGUUCAUUUGAAUGCAAACCCAACACAGGGCGAACUUCUUCAUUAUGAGUUCAGGCAGAAGAAGGAAGAAUUGAAGGAUACGACCAAGACCAGUAUUCUUGCGAAAUAUGGUGGCGCUGAAUAUCUGGACACUGCACCAAAGGAACUCCGGCAGGGACAGACUGAAGACUAUGUUGAGUAUUCAAGGACCGGUCAGGUCAUCAAAGGCCGCGAACGGGCAAAAGCUAAAUCCAAGUACCCCGAGGACGUAUAUAUUAACAACCACACUGCUGUGUGGGGAUCAUGGUACAACUCCUCUGACGGAACGUGGGGGUAUGCCUGUUGCCACUCAAACAUUCACAUCUCGUAUUGUUCUGGCCAAGCGGGUAUUGAUGCGGCCGAAGCGUCAAGUGCCCAACAUUUGCUUGCUUCUGCUCCUCAGCCAGCGGCACACGAACCGCCGAAAGAUGAAUUCCAAACGCAGCGGAGUGAGAAAGUAGAUCAAAACUACUCAAAGAGACGCAUCGGGGAAGGUGAAGUUAAACUUGACGACGAGCGACUAGCAAAGGCGGUUCGCGAGGAAAAGAAGAGGAAGGAACGAGGGGGAAAGGACAUGGACGAUAGGUCCGGGAAGAAACAGAAGGUUGGAAGUCAUGAUGUGACGGAGGAAGAACUCGAGGCGUACAGGAUGACCCGUCGGAUGGCAGAAGAUCCAAUGGCGAAUUAUGUUGACGAAAAUUAA